AUGUUUGAACGUUUUUCUUGGACUGGGUGUGUGUAUCCUGUUCUCAGGGACACUGAGAUAGGUUUGUGCCUGUGGUUGUGCUUGAAGCUCUGCCUGGGCAGAAGUGGCAGUGGAAAGGGGGAGGCCCUACUCAGCCACGGGGUUCAGUGUGGGGCGCCUGCCUGCAGAUAUCUCUGCAGCUUAGGCCUGGGACAUCCAGCCACCUUCCCUUCAGCCGCUCCUUCCUGGACCGCAGCCCUGGAGCCUUUCUUCUCCCAGACCCCCAAGGGCCGGGUUGGCGGCCUGCCCACCACCUCCGGCGGCAAGCGCUUCCAGCUCUGGGCCCUAGGACUGUUCUGCACCGAGCGCCACCUGGCCAAGCGCCUUAAGAACAACAGCUUCUACCCGUUCAUCCAACAGCAGCCCAAUGUCUUCGUGCUUGAGUACUACCUGGACACGCUGUGGAAGGGGACACUGCUCUUCGUCGUCUGCCUCCUCCUCGUCAGCUUCGGCUUCGUGAGCCAGGUGCAGAAGCAGGAGACUUGGGGCUUCCCCGCGUGCGGCGUGGUCGUCGGCCUGUGGCUCAUGAUUUCGUCUUUGCCGCGGCGCCGCCUGGUGCUGAACCACACGCGUGGCACGUACCACUUCUCCGUCCAGGGCCGCACCGUGUGCCAGGGCCCCAUGCACCUAGUCUACGUGCGCCUGGCGCUCAGCUCCGACGCUUAUGGAAGGUGCUUCUUCCAGUUGGUUCUAUGCGGCCACAAGCUGGAGCCGCUGGUGCUGGUGCAGCUGUCGGAGCGCUACGAGCAAAUGGAAUACUUGGGCCGUCACAUUGCCCGGAAACUCAACAUCAAUUACUUUGACUGCCUGGCCAAGUCGUACAGGCACGUGGUCCGUCACUGGCCGCUGGGGGCCACCUUCAGCCCCGGCAUCGUGCAGCGCAAGACCGGCACUUAUGGCCAACAGACCUUGCAGUCUGACCUGGACGUGUGAUUCUGAAGGCAGGUGCCCCAGCGCUGCCCCUGCCCCUCAGGCGUACAGUCUCCCUUUCCCUGUGAUUUCCCACCUUCACUGGACCUUAGUCUUCCCCUCAAUAAAGCCACCUCUUGCUUCCA
This is a messenger RNA of Prionailurus viverrinus (fishing cat), 1094 nucleotides long. RefSeq names its product transmembrane protein 249 (gene CATSPERQ). The record is from RefSeq and is a predicted model, not a curated record. The coding region runs from base 1 to 972 and encodes 323 amino acids. NCBI's taxonomy places the organism in Eukaryota, Metazoa, Chordata, Mammalia, Carnivora, Felidae. The transcript is spliced from 8 exons.